AUUAUUUGUGUAAAGAAAAAAUAUCUGCUAAUUCCAAAAUGCUGGUUUUAAUUCACUUUUUUUUUAAAGGAAACAUUUAAGGGUCCUGUUGAUGCCGUCAUUCAAAAUGAAGUGAUCAAAAGUUAAUCAAAUGUAAUUAGUUUUAUUUAUUUGAGAAAGUAAUUGGAAUAGUUACACUACUAUCACUAUUAUAUUUUCAACAGGGUAACUAAAUUUCCAAUGUAAUCUUCUUAACACUAGUUGUUGUGGUCAUCUGAAAUGACAGUUUUUGGAUAGGAAGAAUGCGGUUGAUGAUAUCUGAAAUGUUCUUUUUGACUAGGCAAAACUGAAUUACAGAUAGCUGCGUAUCUCUGUGUUUCUUGUGGUUUUUAAGAUAAUGUUGGAAAAUGAUAACAUUGGUAAAGAACCCAUUUCCGUGACCGCAGGGACACCCAAACGGAAUGUCUUCGUCACAAAUAUUUUACUGUACUUCUGCAACUUGUACCAGUUGCCACAAAUGCUUUCCUGUACUUUUACAACUUCGACCAGGAACAUGACUAAAUAUGUCGUGCUUUUGAGAUUUUGUCGCGGGAUUCGCCCUCGUGCCAAGUCACCGUUUGUUUUGAUUGUCCCGAGAGGCAAACAAACAAAACGUCGCGCUUACUAAACUGCAGUAUGUAUUUAUGUAUUUGCAUGGAUUUUGAUUAGAGUAUUUAAUCCGUUGUGAAUUACCCUUGCGUGUGCUGUAUUGCGCUGCUGUUGCCUCCUUUCAACCCGAUGUACUCUGUUGUUUUUUAAGGACUAUUAUUUAUUUUACAACUGAGUAGCCGUGUUCCAGAGGCAUCGAGGACAUCACUGAAGAGAGGUGCGCUUGAAACCCACUCCCAGUCAUUUUGACAUUCUUUAGUUCUGUAACUAAAGCGCAUCGUUUGAUUCAUUUCCAAACAAACCACAAAAGAGCGAGAGAACGGAGGUGGUGGCGUAGGAGAAAACCGGGUUGUAAAAGCUCCGCAGCGUCCACAGUUCAAGGCUGUGGCCCACCCUCCUGGACUCACGUGUGCUUUUGUUUGCGUUGCUCCCCACUCUCACUUUGGCAUGUGAACUCUUGCUGCGAUCACUCAAUGAGGUCAUCCUUUCUGCCGCAUUCACUUGUGUUGCAAAACCUUUCGCAGAUGUGCUUGAGCCACAUUGAACGUGCAUUCAGCAUUAAAAGUGAAAGUCCUCGCUUUUCCCUCCUGUCCCUUUUGAAAUGGACGACACUGAGCAAAGUAGCCGCCCUGACAACAGGCAUCUCGUUGUGCCACUGGAUGAGGACCAGCUGGAGGUCAUUGGGCAGAGAGUAGACACUUCCAUGUCCUUCUUGGAGAUGGUUAAGAUGCAAUGCCGAUGUUCAGGCUCCAGGUUAAGGAGCGCUCUGCUGGGCUUGUUUCCCAUCCUGUCAUGGCUGCCUCACUACUCCAUCAGACAAAGUGCAGUCGGAGACCUGGUCUCCGGGCUCAGCGUGGGCGUCAUGCAUCUGCCACAGGGUAUGGCCAACGCCAUGUUGGUAGGCAUUCCUCCGGUGUUUGGCCUCUAUACGUCUCUCUACCCGCUGAUCAUUUACUUCAUAUUUGGCACCUCCAGACAUCUCUCCGUGGGAACUUUUGCCGUCCUGGCCAUCAUGAUUGGGUCUGUCCCUGCCAUUGCGGAGUUGCCAAGCAAUGGUGCUGAUGUGGUGGCUGCUAAAGUAAACAUAGUUGUCCAACUUACCUUGCUCUGUGGUCUCAUUCAGCUACUACUCUAUCUGCUGCGGUGCGGGGCUGUGUGCCGCUGGUUGUCCGAUCCCCUCAUCAGGGGCUACACAACAGGUGCCGGCCUGCAUGUCGUUGCCCUGCAGCUGCCCCUCAUGACUGGAGUAUUUGCACAGAGACACACUGGACUGAUGGCCUCCGCCUGGACUUUACACGAUGUCCUGUAUGGGAUUACCAGUGUGAUACCAGGAAGUCUGUCAAUCUCUUUGGUUUCCAUGGUGAUACUCAUUGGGGGCAAGAUGCUGAAUAAACAUUUUAAAAGCAAGCUGCCAGUGGCCAUACCUUGGGAAGUAAUACUGAUUGUCCUGGCUACUGUGGUGUCGGUGCAGCUGGACUUGGCUGGACAACAUAAAGUCCAGGUGGUCGGAGACAUUCCCUCUGGCCUGUCGUCCCCCAUCGUCCCCUCUCUCUCCCUGGUCAGAGAACUGUUCAUUCCGGCUCUGUCGGUUGCUCUGGUGGGCUUCAGCUUCCUCUCAGCUAUGGGUUCAGUGUUUGCCCACAAACAUGGCUAUCACUUUGACUCCAGUCAGGACCUGCUGGCUCUGGGUUUGUGUAACUCCAUAGGAGCCAUGUUCCAGUGUUUUGCUGUCAGCUGCUCCUUCUCACGCAGUAUGGUUCAGGAAAACAUUGGUGUCAAAUCACAGAUGUCAGGCUUGGUGUCAGCCCUGAUGAUUUUGACUGUUUUGCUGAAGAUCGGUCAUCUUUUUGAGCAGCUGCCAAAGGCAGUGUUAGCAGUGAUCAUUGUGGUGAACCUGCAGGGGUUGCUGGCUCAGUUUAAAGAUGUGGUUCUGUUAUGGAAGUCUGAUAAAUGUGACCUGCUCGUGUGGGCGGCAUCACUGAUUUCAACCCUUGUCCUAAACCUGGACUUGGGUCUGGCAGUGGCCAUUGCCUUCUCUCUGCUUAUGCUCAUCUACAGAACACAACACUCCUCCACUGCUGUGUUAGGUCACGUUCCUGGUACAGAUUGUUACAGAGAUGUGCAGCUCUACACUGAGGCAAAGAUGAUUCCCGGAGUAACCAUAAUCUUUUGUCCCAGUCCAAUUUAUUUUGCUAACUCCGAACUGGUCUUCACUGAGAUCACACAGAUAGUGACUCGUGCUCAGAAAGAGAACCCAGCAAGAGUUCAAACCUCUGUGUUAUCCCCCCCCGCCCAGUUACUGACACACAGCCACUACUUGAUUCUGGAUCUCAGCUCGGUCAACUUCAUGGACUCUAAGGGCAUGACAGCACUUUGCAAGCUUGUGGAGAAUUUUGAAGCCCAGCGUCUCCGUGUUUUUCUGGCCUCCUGCCCGGAGAGCCUUUUAUCCCAGCUUCGGUAUCAGGGCUGCAUACCCAACAUCCUGCCCAGCUCCUCUGUCUUUCCAUCAGUCCAUCACGCCGUCCAUCAGUGUAUCAACACCCUGCCUGUGCUUCUUGAGGAAUUUUCCUCUGGUGGAAGAUAAAGUUGAAUGUACAACAUGGACUCCUUCCUCUGUAUGUCAGUGUUAGACAGCUUUUAACGAUGGCACAAUUAAAAAUGGAAGUCAGUAAGCUGUGUGUGUGUGUAUAUAA
This is a messenger RNA of Phycodurus eques (leafy seadragon), 3320 nucleotides long. RefSeq names its product solute carrier family 26 member 6 (gene slc26a6.1). The coding region runs from base 1229 to 3211 and encodes 660 amino acids. The transcript has 18 exons. The record is from RefSeq and is a predicted model, not a curated record. Gene Ontology annotation, cellular component: membrane. Gene Ontology annotation, biological process: transmembrane transport. Gene Ontology annotation, molecular function: secondary active sulfate transmembrane transporter activity; chloride transmembrane transporter activity; oxalate transmembrane transporter activity. Lineage: Eukaryota; Metazoa; Chordata; Actinopteri; Syngnathiformes; Syngnathidae.